AGGAGAAAUGGACAUAUAUGUGGAUUCGUGUCCCCAGAACAUUACAGAGGUAUUAGAGUCCUCCUCCAGGCUGGGGUGUGGUCAGGACAAGUAUGGGAACAAUCAGUAUCUCUGUGUCCCUAACACAGACAAAACUGGACUUAUAGAACUAUGUUACAAUGGAAUCAUGGGGUUAAUAAAAAGAGGCAACUGCUUGGAAACCGAUGGAGAAAAUCUUUACUGGAACAACUGCCUUGGAUUUUUUUCAGGUUGUCCUGAAAAGGAAUAUCGAAGCAAUGAAAUAUACCAAUAUUCUGCGUGUCAAAGCAUCAAUGCACAGCACAAUUGCUAUCUUGCUGAAUCAUCAUGUCCUAAUAUCACACUGAACACUACUUCAAGCAACACCACACUGGACGUGCAACCGACAAUACCCCCUCCAGAAACAUCUCAUGUAGCAGAGAUUGUGGGCGGUCUAGUUGCCUUCCUCUUCAUACUUGCUGUUAUUCUAAUAUUAGCUGUCGUUCUUUGGAGAAGAAAAAAGAGUCAGAAAAAUGAUGCACAAGAACAUAUCUCAAUUGAAGGUAAAGAGUUGUUGCUAGCAAAGGUGGAUGGAACUCUAGAUAAGACCAGAACACCAAAGGAAAAUCGUUACAAUGUUCCAAGACAAAUAGAGCCGUCUUUUCAUGAAGAUGAUACCAGAGAUGAAGCUAAAGAGUUGUUGGAAGAAAAGGUGGAUGAAACGUUCCCAGAUCAAGUACAGCGUAUUUACCUGGGUGAUUACAACACAUGGAAGACAGAGCUUUUGGGUUUGUAUUUAUUCAAUUAUCUCUAA
Messenger RNA from Saccostrea cuccullata (small rock oyster), 811 nucleotides. RefSeq lists its product as uncharacterized. Lineage: Eukaryota; Metazoa; Mollusca; Bivalvia; Ostreida; Ostreidae. The record is from RefSeq and is a predicted model, not a curated record. The coding region runs from base 8 to 811 and encodes 267 amino acids. The transcript has 8 exons.